Messenger RNA from Cyphomyrmex costatus, 4122 nucleotides. RefSeq names its product Adenylyl cyclase X D (gene ACXD). Bases 237 to 3362 code for a protein of 1041 amino acids. Gene Ontology annotation, molecular function: adenylate cyclase activity. NCBI's taxonomy places the organism in Eukaryota, Metazoa, Arthropoda, Insecta, Hymenoptera, Formicidae. Gene Ontology annotation, cellular component: plasma membrane. Gene Ontology annotation, biological process: adenylate cyclase-activating G protein-coupled receptor signaling pathway; intracellular signal transduction; cyclic nucleotide biosynthetic process. The record is from RefSeq and is a predicted model, not a curated record. The transcript is spliced from 20 exons.
AUUUUAGACGGACGCGACUUUUCAGCGGGUGUGGUCGUGUGCUAGUAAUAAUCUACCUCGCGGUGCAAAUCUCGGAUCUUUCGGCCGAUCAACAUAAACAAUUCAAGUACAAGAACUUAGAAAAGCUGUACACGAUCUAUCACAGAAGAAUACAAUAUGGUUAUCUCUCGAUAUUCAUCUUAUUACAACUGGUACUUGGACUUGCGUAUUGCUCGUCUUUGAUCAUAACGGUCGGCAUGAAGGAAUGCUUGUUGGAAAUCGUAGUCUAUUGCAUUGUGGGCGCUCUGAUGUGUCCUAUGAUCGCCCUAUCAUUUCGAUCAAGGCACAUCGCCAAAAAUACCUAUUUGCCGAUCAUGCUGUCUUGGAUGAUUAUUGUGCUUUUGGUCGUUUGUGAUCUGACCAUACCUCUAUUUUACGUUUUCACUUACGCCGAGGAUAUUCCGCCGAUAAGACCGGCAUACGCGACGCACUCGCUUCUCGCAUGCUACGUGUUCCUACCGAUCACAAAGAAUUCGCACGCUCUCGUGCUCGGCCUUACAGCCAGCAUGUGUUACUUGGCGACCCUGUCAAUAAUCACCUACAACAACACGUCCGAUCACAUUACCAAGAUUGUCAGCGAUGCGAUAUACUUCAUGUGCGUGAACGCUCUGGGACUCUACUUCAGGUUCAUGAACGAAGUCGUCAUCAGACGUUCCUUCCUGGAUCGUCGGAAAUGCGUUGAGUCCACGCUCAGGCUCAAUUAUGAGAAGGAUCAAGAAGAGCAAUUGACACGGAGUAUAUUGCCACAACACAUAGUGGCGAAAAUCAAAAAGGACUUUCGGGAUAUUUUCAAAUUCAUAGAAGAGCACAAGAAGAGUCCUCCGCCAAAAGGCAGGCCAUACUGCGAUUUAUGCGUGGAGACGCACGAUAACGUGAGUAUUCUGUACGCGGAUGUGGUCAACUUUUCCGGAUUAACUGUAACGCUACCGAUACGGAAACUCGUGGAGACGUUGAACGAUCUAUUCGGCAGUUUCGACGAAGCAUCCGAGAGGCACAAUGUACUGAGAAUCAAAUUUUUGGGCGAUUGUUACUACUGCGUGAGCGGCGUGCCUACGCCAAACUCUCAGCAUGCCAAGAGCUGUGUCGAUCUCGGCCUCGAUAUGAUAAAAAUCAUCAACGAGGUGAGAGCGCGAGUCUACCACGAGAGCGGGGUGGACGUGAAUAUGAGAAUCGGCGUGCACUCAGGCAACAUAAUAUCCGGAAUCCUGGGCACGAACAAGUGGCAAUACGACGUUUGGUCGCGCGAUGUAGUGAUAGCGAACAAAAUGGAGCAAACUGGGAAACCUGGCAAGGUCCACGUUACUCAGCAAACGCUGGAUCUCGUAAACGCGAGCGAUUAUAACUACAUCCCGGUCGAAAGAUUGGAUGACGAGGUCCUUCGAAAAUACGAAAUCCGUAGCUACCUCAUCACGCCGUCUUUGCCAGAAACGCUGAUACUGUCACCGACGCGCGAGAACAGUUUGAACACCAUUAGUCCGGAUACGUAUUCUAUGUCUAACAAGCACUAUGUCAAGUUCAACAAUGGACGUACCAACACCAUUAUCAGCACCAAUUCUAGAACAAGAUUAAUGGUGAACAAUCAGGCAGACGUUUUUGCGAGCACUUAUAGACGGAGAACGCACUUUAUGGAUUCUUGUCUACGAGAUUAUCAUCUGAUGUUGAAAGCAGCGGACGCCGAGAUGGAGAAUGCAAUUAACCAGAUGCCUCUUAGCAAAUGGGAACAAUGGAGCAAUUGGAAACACAUAAAUCCACUCUUCCUGACAUUUCGGCAAUGGAGUUGGGAGAUUCCAUUCUUGCGUGAACCGGAUCCUGUCUUCAAAUUUUACAUCGGCUGUUCUGCCUUCGUGCUUAUCUUCAUGGGACUUAUGUAUCUUGUGCCUACGUUUAUGUUGCCUCAAUGGCAUCUGCGCACACUUGUCGGUUAUUUUUCGGCAUUGAUGUUUUUACUCGUUUUAAUACCCCUCACAUGGAUGCACUUCGUAUGGAAUCGCUGCAAGGACCCGCAUGACGAGCACGAAGGACACGUUCCGCAUCCACGAAACAAACUACUCUACUUUUUUUAUCAAACAAGUGUAAAGGUUGUAUGGAGUGCCCUUCUGAGGACGAUCUUGUACUUGGUGAUUACGAUAAUGCUAGCAGCAUGCGCCAUGCUUGAUAUGAUUUUUGAAUGUAAAAACCACCAUGAGGACAAUUUAUUGGACGAUAACGUAACGUCUAGGGUGUCGGAGAUUUCUUCCAAGUUCGACUGCAUAGCUACACCUUGGCAAAUGACAGAAACCUGCUCGUUGGCGAUUCUCACGAGUUUCCUCUUCCUGAGAGUCCACUAUAUUUUGAAAUUCGUGAUAAGCAUCUGCGUGGUAGCCUUUUACGCGUGGAACGUUUGGGUGCACCGAUCUAAUAUAUUUCAGUUGAGCGACACGUGGAAUCCUAACAUGGAGCCAAGACUGGCGCAUAUAUUGUCCGUUUUAUUUCUUACGUUUUCUUUGCAUCUCAUCGAUCGUCAGGCAGAAUAUUUAAGUAGGCUGGAUUAUCAGUGGAAACGUCAGUUAACGAAGGAACAGGACGAAGCGUUUCAUACAAGAAAUGCCAACAAGCUUCUACUUCGUAACAUCUUACCGGAGCACGUCGCCGAGUUUUAUUUGAACAUGAAUCGAACUGAGGAGAACGAGCCUUAUCACGAGGCUCAUAACAAUGUUGCUGUGAUGUUUGCCUCUUUGACAGAGCUAUCGAUUGUCGAAAGUAACAUUCUCAGCGACCUGAACGAAAUUAUUUGUGAAUUCGACAAGUUACUCUUUGAACCUAGUUUCAUGUGUCGCAUAGAGAAGAUAAAGGUCGCCGGCACAACGUAUAUGGCAGCUUGCGGAUUGGAAGCGCACCGACGUGGUUCAAUGCACAGUACCGAGAGCGACGAGAGUUGCAGCGACAAUGUGGUCAAGGUGAUGGCGCAAUUCGCCGUACAAAUGAUGUCCGUGCUCGAUAGAAUGAACGCAAGGUCGUUCACUACAUCGAAACCUCACAAAUUAAGGAUUGGUAUUUCUCACGGAGAAGUGACGGCCGGCGUCGUGGGGGCUCAAAAGCCAUUGUACGAUAUUUGGGGCGAUGCCGUAAACAUGGCGUCCAGGAUGGAUACUACCGGACUACCAGGAAAAAUACAAGUGACAGCAGAUACGGCUGCUGUCUUGGAGCAACAAGGUGUCAAGUGUCAUUUACGUGGCGAGACGUAUGUCAAGCCGAAAGGAGAGGUCACGACGUACUUUGUAGGUAUCGACGAAAAGGGAAUGUUGGAAAGAGUAGAUGCGAAGGAAGAGAGUACCAGUUUGUGACAAACAAUAACAAAUGAUAACUUGAAUUAACUUUAGCGAUCGAGCUCUCCCGAUUGAUAAAUCGUCUAAAGCGUGCAGGGUGUAGUCGAACAGUCGUCUUUAAAUAGAAAUGAAAAAAAAAAAAAACUAAUUAAUUAAAGAUACGAGAAGAACUUUUUAUUCUUUGAGAUGUACCUCUAUCCAUAUCUAAUCAAGUUUGAUAUAUGAAGUAUUAUAUUGUGUUCAGGAAGAAAUAUUUCGGCAAAUUUUUCGGUAAAAUUGCAGCAUGUAAUUUCACGUAAUAAUUAUUAAAAAAGACUCAUUUAUGGAUCUAUAAUAUCGUAAACAUAUUAAUAUUUGUAGUGUAAAUAAAGAUAAUCGAUAUACAAUAAAGAGAUUGUAGGAGCGACGUACGUGAGCUACACCCUGUCAUGUUGAGUGAGUAUGAAGAAACCAAAGAAAAUGAGAGAGAUCAAAGAUUGCGGGGCACGAGAUGACAUGAAAUGGUAGUAAAAUAACAUAAGGAUAUAUCUCGAAUUAUUAGGUUGUAUGCGAAAACACGCGAUAAUAGCGUCGUUAUUCCCGUGAAUCGAUUGUUAUCACCGAGUAACACUUCUGAUCAAAAUGAAACAGACUACACACACAUACGCGCGCGCGCGUGCGCAUUCCGUGUAGGCAUUGAAAUUACGACAAAGUUUUUGUUUUGAAAGUAUCACAUCCGAAAGAUACAUAUACACCGCGCGCGCGCGCGCGCGCAGCACACACAAAGAAAAAUAUUCAG